Messenger RNA from Ziziphus jujuba (common jujube), 2419 nucleotides. RefSeq names its product beta-glucosidase 46. Gene Ontology annotation, biological process: carbohydrate metabolic process. Gene Ontology annotation, molecular function: beta-glucosidase activity. Lineage: Eukaryota; Viridiplantae; Streptophyta; Magnoliopsida; Rosales; Rhamnaceae. The record is from RefSeq and is a predicted model, not a curated record.
UCUUGCAAUAGGCAUAUCGCAAGCCAGUGAGAGAGUUUAGCAAAUAUCGCCAUGGAAAUGGGAGUUCAAACUGUUCACAAAGCUGUGUUACUGAUAGAGAUACUUGUUGCAUCACUACCUGCUUUCAUGUCCAUGAAGGAAAGCUCAGAUCCCUCUUCACUUCCCUCCAACUUUCUCUUUGGUACUGCUUCCUCUUCCUAUCAGUAUGAAGGGGCUUACAUAACCGAUGGUAAAGGGCUCAAUAACUGGGACGUUUUCUCGCACACUUCAGGCAACAUAGAAGAUGGAAGUAAUGGAGAUGUUGCAGUGGAUCACUACCAUCGCUAUCUGGAAGACAUAGAUCUUAUGGAGUCCCUUGGUGUUAACAGCUACAGAUUCUCAAUUUCAUGGACCAGAAUUUUGCCUAAAGGGAGAUUUGGAGAUGUAAACCUGGCCGGCAUCAACUUCUACAACAACGUCAUUGAUGCUCUUCUAGCUAAAGGGAUUCAACCAUUCGUAACAUUGCACCAUUUUGAUGUUCCCCAAGAGCUUGAAGACAGAUAUGGCAGUUGGCUAAAUCCAGAAUCACAGGAGGAUUUUGCAUAUUUUGCAGAUAUAUGUUUUAAAUCAUUUGGAGACCGGGUAAAGUACUGGGUCACCUUCAAUGAACCAAUUCAAGUUACAUUUGGUUACCGUACCGGUAUAUUCCCACCAUCUCGAUGUUCCAGGCAGUUUGGAAAUUGUAGUGAUGGAGAUUCUGAUGUAGAGCCAUUUGUUGCUGCUCAUAAUAUUAUCCUAAGUCAUGCAGCUGCAGUUCAUCUUUAUAGAAACAAAUAUCAGAAAGAGCAAGGAGGUAGCAUUGGGAUUGUCUUACACAUGGGAUGGUAUGAACCAAUCAGCAAUUCCACAGCAGACAAGUUAGCUGCUGAAAGGGCUCAUUCCUUUGCUACUAAGUGGUUCUUAGAUCCAAUUAUAUAUGGGAAAUAUCCAACCGAUAUGGAAAACAUUAUUGGAAAUGUCUUGCCAAAGUUUUCUAGUAAUGAUGUAGAGAGGCUGAAGGUGGGAUUGGAUUUUAUUGGCAUCAAUCAAUAUUCUGGUUUCUACGUCCAAGAUUGCAUCUCUUCUCCCUGUAAACCAGGAUUGGGCUCCUCCAGAACAGAAGGUUAUAAUCUUAUAACUUCAGAAAGAAAUGGUGUCCCCAUUGGAGAAUCUGCAGGGUUAGCUUGGCAGAAAGUUUACCCACAAGGAAUGGAAAAAAUAGUUCUCUAUAUAACGGAGAGAUACAAGAACAUACCCUUGUUCAUUACAGAGAACGGGUACAGCGAGUAUAACAGUCCAAAUUUAACCACCCCUGAUUUUCUCCACGAUGUCAAACGAGUGGAGUUCAUGACUGGCUACAUAGAUGCCCUGUUGAGAGCAAUGAGGAAAGGAGCAGAUGUGAGGGGGUACUUCGUGUGGUCCUUGCUGGACAACUUUGAGUGGGCUCAUGGAUAUACAAUAAGGUUUGGACUUUAUCAUGUUGAUUAUGCAACACUAAAGAGAAGUAGGAAACUAUCAGCAACUUGGUACAAACGGUUCAUUGCAGAGCAUAAGGUUAAAUCCCCAUUAAUGCCAAGACGUCAUGGAAAACAUUCCCAAUAUUAGGGAAUAGAGAAUAGAAUAUAUAUUGAUUUAUAUAUAUUUGGUGAAAUAAUAUAAUAUAUCUAUAGAUAUAUGUAUAGAGAAUUUUUCAUCAUUACAAUAAUAAUUUCGCCCCUCACCUUCAAUAUGAUCAUGAAACUGUCAAUGUAAUGAAACCAGUCCCUCAGGACAGUUCGAUAAAAAAGAUCCGCAAAUUAAAGCUUUACAAUUAAGAUCUUAGUUUAAUUUACUUUUUCCGAUGCAAUUAAAGACAAUUAAAAUAGAUCCUUAAUGAAAUUGGAAAAAAUAUAUAUAAUUCCUAUCAGAAUUAUAUUGUUAGUUUUAGAUAAUUUUCCUAUGUUUAUUUAUUUGUAAAAUAUACCAUAUCAUAUUUUUAUUAUAUUCAUGGAAGGCUCUAAAUUCGAGUAAUCCUAAUGGACAAAAGAAAAAAAAUGAAAAGCAGAGCCCUUUCUAUGUCCUAGCUAGAUAACACAACACAAGUGAAUUACCAGUAUUUUAUUUUUCUUUUUUUUUGGUUAAGAGUGAAUUACCAGUAUUUUUUAUGAAACAAAAAUUACAAGGCCAAGCAUAAGCUUCGCCUCCUGGACAGAAACCAUGCUUGCUAACUCUGUGCUUUAGCAACUUUCUAACUUUCGAAUCCCACCACCCACCAAGCCGUACAUGCAGGCCUUGCAUUUGAUUUUGAACAAAUAAAUUAUAUGAAGUUGCUUUUAAAACAAUUACUAGCACUUCAUAUCGAUGAGAGCCUCACCAUAUUGAGCUUUUCACCCUUUUCUUAUUUUUUUUCUUCCCGGCCUCG